UUAGCCAACACUGUCGUUAUAUCAUUGUUUUGGUCGUUUCCUAAAAUGUUGCGGCAAUUUAUAGUAUCUACGGUAGGCCGUCGCCUGCAACUACCUAUGAUGGCCCAAAGUCGCCUCGCCAGCAAUUUGGACAAAACUGAGUACACAACACCCGGGGAAAUUGUGGACUACGAUGAUCCGCCGCAUUUGCCAGUUCCGGAAUAUCCUGUCCGUCCCGAUGAGCCGCUGGAAACUCGCAAGCAGCGCCUUUUGUAUCAAAGCAGGAAACGCGGAAUGCUGGAAAACGAUCUCUUGCUGAGCACUUUUGUGGCCAAGCAUUUGAAGGACUUCAAUGCCGAGCAGACCGCCGAGUACGAUCAGUUGAUCAAUGGUGUCAGCAACGACUGGGAUAUAUUCUACUGGGCCACCGAUACCAAGCCAACACCUCCUCAAUUCGAUACCGAAAUAAUGCGUCUGCUAAAGGAGCACGUCAAAAAUCAUGAAAAAGUGCAAAGGAUAAGGCAGCCGGAUUUGUGAACAUUAUAAACUAUAUUAUAUAUAUAAGCAUACAAAACAAUGUAUUAAAUGAAUGUGUUAUUCUACUCCUGAUCCUUAAAAGACCAAUGACUUGAACUUGCAUUUUACCUGGUAUUUAAAAACGAUCAUUUAUACGGAAUAAUAAAUAAUA
Drosophila melanogaster (fruit fly) is the source of this 667-nucleotide messenger RNA. RefSeq lists its product as uncharacterized. The record is from RefSeq and is marked reviewed. Gene Ontology annotation, biological process: mitochondrial electron transport, succinate to ubiquinone. Lineage: Eukaryota; Metazoa; Arthropoda; Insecta; Diptera; Drosophilidae. The coding region runs from base 46 to 516 and encodes 156 amino acids. Gene Ontology annotation, cellular component: mitochondrion; mitochondrial matrix. The transcript has 3 exons.